CUUUUGUCAGCCUUGACAGCCAUGCUCAUUGUCUAUAUUUAUUCUUGACCAAACAGCUGUUCAGUAAACCAAUCCCUCAGAAGCCGAGAGGACAGCUGCCAUUCCAGAGAUAAGAGACAGUAAAAGAGAGAGAGCUCAGUCAAACCAUCGGAGAAAUGAUUGAGACGGGUUACAAAUGACUGUAUCAAUCUAACCAACAGAAGUACCACAUUGCUCUUCCCAGUCUUCAAUAGACAUUUUGGAAUAUCACUUUUAAAGCAAACGUGGUACAGUGACUCUCUUGAAACCACAAUGACAGACAGCAACAGUCCUCCAUUAUCAUCUUACAUCAUGGAUGAGGAAACUCUAAAGAGAAAACAGAAGGAGAAGCUUAAGAAGCUGAUGGCUACAGGAGGCAACCCAAGGCCUGCACGCUCUCUUCUCUUUUUGACACUGAGGAAUCCCUUCCGCAAGACUUGCAUCAAUAUUGUGGAGUGGAAACCUUUUGAAAUUAUAAUUCUACUUGCUAUCUUUGCCAACUGUGUGGCCCUGGCUGUGUACUUGCCCAUGCCUGAGGAGGACAGCAACAAUACAAACAGCAAUCUGGAAAGUCUGGAGUACAUUUUCCUCAUCAUCUUCUCUAUAGAGUGUUUCCUGAAGAUUGUUGCCUAUGGAUUUCUCUUUCAUGCAGACGCAUACUUAAGAAAUUGCUGGAACAUUCUGGACUUUGUUUGUGUGUCUGUUGGCCUUUUCACUGUGGCUGUGGAUGCCAUUAACCACAUCAGUGGAGUGGAGGCUCCAGUUGGAGAAAAAGGUGGUGGCUUUGACAUGAAAGCUCUGCGGGCAUUCAGAGUCCUUCGACCACUCAGAUUGGUCUCUGGAGUUCCCAGCCUACAAGUGGUGAUGAAUUCCAUCCUGAAGUCCAUGCUGCCUCUUUUUCACAUCACCCUGCUGGUAUUUUUCAUGGUCACCAUUUACUCCAUUAUGGGACUGGAGCUCUUCAAGUGCAAAAUGCACAAAACCUGCUACUACACAGGCACAAACAUCAUUGCCACAGUGGAAAAUGAGAAGCCAGCUCCAUGUGCCCAGGCAGGAAAUGGUCGCCGUUGUACCAUCAACGGUACAGAGUGUCGAGCUGCCUGGCCAGGCCCAAAUCAUGGAAUCACCCACUUUGACAACUUGGGCUUUUCUAUGCUGACUGUUUAUCAGUGUAUCACCACGCAGGGGUGGACUGAUGUCCUGUACUGGGUAAAUGAUGCAAUAGGAAUGGAAUGGCCAUGGAUCUAUUUUACCACACUUAUUCUGGUUGGGUCCUUCUUCGUCCUCAACCUGGUACUUGGUGUGCUCAGUGGUGAGUUCACAAAAGAACGGGAGAAGGCCAAGUCCCGUGGAGAGUUUCAGAAGCUGAGGGAAACCCAACAGCUGGAUGAAGAUCUCAAGGGCUAUAUGGAGUGGAUCACCCAGGCUGAAGUCAUGGACAGUGGGCAAGAGGGACAUGGUCUGCUCACAGUGGACAUCGGAGUCUCAGAGACUGGAAGUGUCAGCAAAAUGGACACAAUGCAACUGAUCAUCUAUUACUAUAAACUGGCUCGUAUUUGGAAUCGUUGGUUACGCCGCAAAUGCAGAGUGUAUGUGAAAUCCAGGCUAUUCUACUGGUGGGUGAUCAUGCUCGUCUUCCUCAAUACGCUGGCCAUUGCGACAGAACACCACAAGCAGUCUCAGAGACUCACAACCUGGCAAGACAAUGCCAAUAGGCUACUCCUGUCUAUGUUUGCCCUUGAGAUGUUCAUGAAGAUGUAUGCUCUAGGCUUGCCCUCUUACUUCAUGUCUCUCUUCAAUCGCUUUGACUGCUUUGUGGUGUCAACUGGCAUUAUGGAGCUCAUUCUUGUCAACAUGGGUGUCAUGUCAGUCAUGGGCAUCUCUGUGCUGCGCUGCAUACGCCUACUCCGCCUCCUCAAAGUCACAAGAUAUUGGACAUCUCUCAGUAAUCUGGUGGCUUCCCUCUUGAACUCAGUCCGUUCCAUUGCCUGCUUGCUGCUGCUCCUCUUUCUUUUCAUUGUCAUCUUCUCCCUGCUGGGUAUGCAGGUGUUUGGAGGGAAGUUUAAUUUUCCUAAUCAACCCAAACCCCGCAGCACCUUUGACAGCUUCCCUCAGGCUCUCAUCACUGUGUUCCAGAUCCUGACAGGUGAGGACUGGAAUGCUGUGAUGUACGAUGGCAUCAUUGCUCAUGGAGGACCAAGCAUGCCUGGUAUUCUAGUCAGCAUCUACUUCAUCAUCCUCUUCGUUUGUGGAAAUUUCAUCCUUCUAAAUGUCUUCUUGGCCAUUGCUGUUGACAAUUUGGCAGAGGCUGAGUCUCUGACUUUGGCACAGAAAGAGAAAGCAGAGGAGAAAAAACGCAAGAAAGCACUCAGGGCCAACAUGUCUGAUAAGGCAUCGGAGGAGAAAGCAAAUCUGGCGAAGAAGCUGGCUGAACAAAGAGCCAAGGGUGUAGAAGGCAUCCCUACUACUGCCAAACUCAAAAUCGACGAGUUUGAGUCUAAUGUCAACGAGGUUAAAGACCCUUUUCCUCCUGCAGAUUUUCCUGGUGAUGAUGAGGAAGAGGACCCUGAGAUUCCAGAAAGCCCUAGACCUCGUCCAAUGGCAGAUCUGCAGUUGAAGGAAGAAGCAGUGCCAAUGCCAGAAGCCAGCUCAUUUUUUAUCUUUGGACCUCAGAACAAGUUCCGCAAGCUCUGCCACCGCAUCAUCAAUGCAACCACUUUCACCAACAUCAUCCUACUCUUCAUCCUCCUGUCAUCUAUUUCUUUAGCUGCUGAAGAUCCCAUUGACCCCAUGUCUUUCAGGAACCAGGUGUUGGCCUAUGCUGAUAUAGUCUUCACUUCAGUGUUCACAGCGGAAAUUGUACUUAAGAUGACCACAUAUGGUGCCAUUCUUCACAAAGGCUCCUUCUGCCGGAGCUCUUUCAACAUUUUGGAUCUUCUGGUGGUCAGCGUAUCACUCCUCUCAAUGGGCAUGGAAUCCAGUGCCAUCUCAGUGGUGAAGAUUCUCAGAGUCUUAAGGGUACUGCGGCCCUUAAGGGCCAUCAAUAGGGCCAAGGGACUCAAACAUGUGGUCCAGUGUGUGUUUGUUGCCGUCAAGACCAUUGGAAAUAUUGUAUUGGUCACCAUGCUACUGGACUUCAUGUUUGCCUGUAUUGGAGUCCAACUUUUCAAGGGCAAGUUCUAUGCCUGCACAGAUUCUGGCAAAAUGACUGAGGAAACAUGCAAAGGAUGGUAUAUAAAAUUCCAAGAAGGAGCACUUCAUGAAGUGGAGGUCCAUAAAAGGCAAUGGACCAACUCAGAACUAAACUUUGACAACAUCUUCAAUGGCAUGCUGACUCUCUUCACCAUUUCUACCUUUGAAGGAUGGCCAAAGAUACUGUAUAGAGCUAUUGAUUCAAACUUGGAGGACAAAGGCCCUGUAUACAACAACAGAGUUGCCAUCUCAAUCUUCUUCAUCAUCUACCUCAUCCUUAUCGCCUUCUUCAUGAUGAACAUAUUUGUGGGUUUCGUCAUUGUGACCUUCCAGGAGCAAGGAGAGCAGGAGUAUAAGAACUGUGAGCUGGACAAAAACCAACGCCAGUGUGUGCAGUAUGCUCUUAAGGCUCGUCCCCUGCGAUGUUAUAUUCCCAAGAACCCUUACCAGUAUCAGGUCUGGUACAUUGUCACCUCCUGCUACUUUGAGUACCUUAUGUUCCUUCUCAUUAUGCUCAACACCAUGUGUCUGGGAAUGCAGCACUGUAACCAGUCAGACCAUGUUACCCACUUGUCUGACAUGCUGAAUGUUAUUUUCACUGUUCUAUUCACUGUGGAGAUGAUCCUUAAACUCAUGGCCUUCAAAGCUAAGGGUUAUUUUGGAGACCCCUGGAAUGUCUUUGACUUUGUCAUCGUCAUUGGAAGUGUUGUGGAUGUGAUGCUGAGUGAAAUUGAUGCAGCAUUGGCAUCCUCUGGAGGACUUUACUGUCUCCAUGGCUGCGCUGCAGUGGAUCCCAUGCAAGCAAUUGCGGUAGGUAGAUUGUUUUGUGUUGUUUUAGCACUUGGCAAUUUGCAAUUUGUAAUGUCUUCUCCCCCCGCCCCAAAGUCUUCAGAGAACAUGAGUGUAUCAGUCACAUUCUUCAGAUUAUUUCGUGUUAUGCGGCUGGUGAAACUUUUGAAUCGCUCUGAGGGGAUACGCAAUCUUCUGUGGACCUUCAUAAAAUCACUUCAGGCUCUUCCUUAUGUGGCCCUCCUCAUUCUCAUGCUGUUCUUUAUAUAUGCUGUGGUUGGAAUGCAGAUAUUUGGUAAAAUUGCAUUGGUUGACGGUACACACAUCAACAGGAACAACAACUUCCAGACAUUUCCUCAGGCUGUUCUCCUAUUAUUCAGAUGUGCUACAGGGGAAGCAUGGCACGAAGUGAUGCUGGCAUGUAUGUAUGGGAAGAAGUGUGACCCCAAGUCGGACUACCUGCCUGGGGAAGAGUACACCUGUGGAUCCAGCUUUGCCAUCAUCUACUUCAUGAGUUUCUACAUGCUCUGUGCCUUUUUGAUCAUCAACCUAUUUGUGGCUGUCAUCAUGGAUAACUUUGACUACUUGACCCGUGAUUGGUCCAUCCUUGGCCCCCAGCACUUGGAUGAAUUCAAGAAAAUCUGGGCAGAAUAUGAUCCUGAAGCCAUGGGGCGUAUUAAACACCUUGAUGUUGUGACACUCCUGCGAAGAAUACCUCCACCUUUGGGUUUUGGAAAGUUUUGUCCUCAUCGUAUCGCCUGCAAGAGAUUGGUUUCCAUGAACAUGCCUCUCAACAGUGAUGGAACAGUAACCUUCAAUGCCACACUGUUUGCCCUGGUUAGAACUGCACUGAAAAUAAAGACAGAAGGUAAUUUUGAGCAAGCCAACGAGGAGCUGAGGGGAAUUAUCAAGAAGAUCUGGAAGCGCACUAGUAUGAAACUACUGGAUCAAGUCAUUCCACCUAUCGGAGAUGACGAGGUGACAGUGGGAAAGUUUUAUGCCACCUUCCUAAUCCAGGAUUAUUUCAGAAAAUUGAAGAAGAAACAGGAAGAGUACUAUGGCUAUCAUCCCACAAAGAAAAGUGCUACCCAUGAGAUACAGGCAGGGUUAAGAAACACUGAGGAGGAAGCAGCACCAGAGCUCCACAGGGCUAUUUCCGGAGACCUUGCGACUGAAGAAGAGAUGGAACGAGCUGCCAAUGAAGCUGCUGUGGAGACCAUCUACAGGAGACAAGGUCUUCUUUUUGGAAAUCACUCAGAACCUUUUUCUGUUGAGAGUGAGGCAGCCAGUGGCAGCCAGGCCACGAGUCAAUGGUUUCAGCAGAUGGUGGAUGGAGUCAUCAACAGCAAUGUCAAUAUCACCAACAGCAACACAAGGCACAGCCUUUAUUAAUAGUAAUUUGGACGAACUGGCCUCUAAUAACUGAUGGUCUAUCAAAGUUCUUCAAAGCUGCGACCCUUUGACUUCGGCAAGAUGGAGAUGGCAGGAACUCCUUAAAAGACACAAAAAAGGACUGAUGAAAGGGACUACCAAAGCUGCCCACCCUUGCAUCCAGUGUAGAGCAAUAGACUUGGGGCCCAGGAAGAAAAAGUCUUAAUGCUAACUAUUAACACUGAAUACAGGAAAUGCCACAAAACAAUCCCUGCUACAGAAAAAUAUUUUUCAUUAAACUAUGAAUGGGCUAUUGUGAUCUUCUGUUCACAUUUUUAUGUGAACUUUUAGGUAAAUUCUCUUUUUUUGUCUGCAGUCUCCGGAUUUCUUAAUAUGCCUAAACAUGUCUGUUCCUUUCCAGUAUUCACUUGUUUUUGUUUUUUUGUUUUUUAGCUCUGUGGGGCUGCUUUAGGUCUGUGAGACUACUUCAAACUCUGAAGGGUUAGGCUCAUACAUGAACACUCUUCCCUUUUGAAAAAUAUUGAAGCAAACAAAUAGUUUGAUUCUGCUGUUGCCUGAGUUUUGCUGUCCUUCGAAGUCAGCUCUUUCUAUUCUAUUGUUGUGGAGCACAAUUUAGCAAAAGUUAGAUUGUUCAGCCACUAAUGGGGAAGAUGAGCUGGAACCAGCUUAAACCAUUGUGAAUCGUUAGUUAUGGCAAUCCAUGUGAGAAAAUCCAGGUGUUCAUUGGUUAUUCUUCCUGUGUUUUCUUUACAGCGUUGUAUCACACAUUAGACAUUUGAUCACUUGUUAAUAUAAAAAUGUUGAUUAAUGCAGAUUUAAUAGUAUAAAGAUCCUUGUCUGCUUUAAUAAAAGAAAAGAUCAAUUUAUUAACUUGAGAAAUGGAUUUGUGCUAGAUAGUAGUGUGUAGUGUGCGAGAUAAAACAGUCAUUGAUGCUGCAUUGUGUACUGU
Messenger RNA from Scatophagus argus, 6340 nucleotides. RefSeq names its product dihydropyridine-sensitive L-type skeletal muscle calcium channel subunit alpha-1-like. The transcript has 41 exons. NCBI's taxonomy places the organism in Eukaryota, Metazoa, Chordata, Actinopteri, Scatophagidae. Gene Ontology annotation, biological process: calcium ion import across plasma membrane. Gene Ontology annotation, molecular function: high voltage-gated calcium channel activity. The record is from RefSeq and is a predicted model, not a curated record. Bases 292 to 5391 code for a protein of 1699 amino acids. Gene Ontology annotation, cellular component: membrane; voltage-gated calcium channel complex.